AACUUUCAUAUAUGCACAAGUGUUCGGACCUCUGAUUGAAGAAUAUUUCACCAUGUGACUGCUGACUCAAUUCCCGCGCUGCCCGGGGGAGCGGAAGUGCACGUGCGCGGUCGCGCGAAGAGCGUGACCUCCAGUUUGAAAUAGUUAACAUUUUGAUCUAAAGUCACUUUAAAUUUAAGUAACUUUAAUGUUGUACACGUCAGCUAAACUUUAAUUGUAAGUUCUCCAGUAGCUGAUCUAAACACCUUCGGGAGUGCGCGUGAAAUCAUGCGCGUGUCAUAAUUACCGAGCCGCGGUUUUUUUUAAACUGAGUGGCAGUUCUGUAAUAUCGGCUGAUUUAAUCAUUGAAAUAUGAUGAAGCUGAGCCGUCCGUGGGCAGAAAGCGCCCCGUCUGGAGCUGCUCACAGUCUGCAGAUUCGGCGGGGCCAACGGAGACCGAGGCCGAACCCAGCGGCUCGGAACCAGGCGGACUGUUCUGAGCAGCCGCGCAGGAAGACCCCCGGGCCGACCCUGCUGAUCCAGAGGCAGGAGAUGGCCGCCUUCUUCAGACUGUUCGAUGAUGAUCUAAUACAGGACUUUCUUUGGAUGGACUGCUGCUGUAAACUUACAGACAAGUACUUGCUGGCUAUGACCUUCGUGUACUUCAGGAGGGCUCGCUUCAAUAUGACUGAACACAGCAGAAUGAACUUCUUCCUUGCCCUCUAUCUGGCAAACACUAUGGAAGAGGAUGAGGAGGAAACCAAAUAUGAGAUCUUCCCCUGGGCUCUGGGAAAGAGCUGGAGGAAAUAUUUCCCACGAUUCCUAAAGCAAAGAGACCAGUUGUGGGCGCGCAUAGAGUACAGAGCUGCCGUCAGCCGACGAUGCUGUGAGGAGGUUAUGGCUAUUGUGCCGUCUCACUUCAUCUGGCAGCGUGAGCGCGCAGAGCAUCACAGUGGAGCUCAGAGGCUGUACCACACUCGGGAGGAGAUCCUCAUUCCCCGCGGGCCCUCUGGUUCCCCAGAGCCUUGUUUUCUCUGCGCGCGGACCUCUGCUCAUCCCGUUCCUCGUCCAUCCUCCGCUGGAGCCCGCUUGUCAUCUGCGCCACUGAAGGCCCAAACUUCACACAGGCCCAAAGCCCAGCUAAACUGUAAUUGUAAAUUGACUAAAUCAGGUACAUUUACAGGAAGUGAUGCAUGUCAAGAUCAUUCAAUGGACUGGAUCAGUGAGGAGUAACAGAUCUUAUAUGCCUGUUGACCAUAUCGGAUGCACUUCAGUUGUCCGAGGGCCAGAACAGAGUGCUUCUUAACUGACCUCAUGAGAAAUGUACAGCAUUGGUGUGAAUAGGGUAAUAGUCAUGUACAUUGUUCAUAAAAGAUGUAAAGAAUAUGUCAGAAAAUACAAUGUGAAGGUUUGUGCAUGCAUUUUACUGUAUCAUAACCCUCAUAAUUCCUUGUUGUAUAAAGUAUUUUUUUCUU
Molecule: messenger RNA, 1454 nt
Organism: Puntigrus tetrazona (Sumatra barb)
Lineage: Eukaryota; Metazoa; Chordata; Actinopteri; Cypriniformes; Cyprinidae
Gene: spdya
Product: speedy/RINGO cell cycle regulator family member A
Exons: 7
Coding region: 352-1212 (286 amino acids)
Biological process (GO): positive regulation of cyclin-dependent protein serine/threonine kinase activity
Molecular function (GO): protein kinase binding
Source: RefSeq, a predicted model, not a curated record